CUUGGUUUUAAUUUUAAGAGUAGAGAAGAGAGAGAAACUCAAUAGUUUCCAAUUCACCGCCUCUCUCAAGCUCCUCUCCCCACCGUCACACUCAGCUCCUCUCCACCGUGACGGACAGGAUUCAAUGAAUCAACUUGCCACCGUCACGAAUCACGAAAGAAAUCGCUCAAUCUCUCACCGCUUGUGAAGAAAUCAGACGAAUUUAAUUUUGGUUUUUGGCAACAGCUUUGGGUGUUUGUAGUUCCAAAAGUUCAUCUUGUUUCUUGGACAAGGUCAAGGAUGAUUGAUUUGGUAUCAAAAGGUUUGGCUACAUUAGAGAGAAACCAUAGAAAGCAUAUGUGCAUAUCAAUGGAAUUAGUAGCUGCUGUUCUUGGAGACCAUGGACAGCGUCCUCAUGAAGACUAUGGGACUAUACAAAUCCUAUGUUUCCUGUCAAUCAUAGUGCUAUUGAGGGGGCAGCACAGCCUGUUAUUGGUCCCGAUGGAAAGAGGAGAGAACCGGAGAGCAAUGUACUUUUGGCUUCCAUUGAAAAUAUGCAGUAUGCUGUUACUGUUGACGUCAUCAACACGGUUUUUUUCUGCAUUUGGUACUGUCCAGAAAAUUGCCAUGUUCGAAAAUAAUGGUCAAACUCAGGCACUAAUUCAGUACCCAGAUGUUACGACGGCAGCAGCUGCUAGAGAAGCUUUAGAGGGGCAUUGCAUAUAUGAUGGUGGCUAUUGUAAGCUUCAUCUAUCAUACUCUCGUCAUACUGAUCUCAAUGUAAAGGCUUUCAGUGACAAAAGUAGAGACUAUACAGUACCACAAGUUCCUGUAACAGCUUGGCAAAAUCCUCAGGCUGCACCUAUGUACCCAACCAGUUCCCCUGGUUUUCAGACUCAAGUUCCUGGAGGACAAGGGCCAUCAUGGGAUCUAACUCAGCAUGCAGUUAGACCGGGUUAUGUACCUGUUCCCGGUGCUUAUCCUGUUCAAAAUGGUGCAUAUCCUACUAUGCCCGCCUACGCGUCCGCAGCUAUACCUACCGCUUCCUGGCCUCUUGCUCAAAGAUCCCAUCCCGGGGUUCCACCCAAUGUAAAUUUACAGCCUAGUGGUGGUUCAACUUCCGGUCCUGGUUCCUCGCCUCACAUGCAAACCAGCUUUGGUGCUCAAGGAUUGGUUCGGCAUGGGGUGCAGCCAAAUGCAAGACCUGGUGGUGAUUCUGAUAGGACUUGAUCUCGAUUACGAUUAAACAUUGAUCAAUAAAAUAAAACAGUAGAAUAUAGUAGUGAAUAGAAAUUCUUAUUGCUGGAAAUAACUAGAGUUCAUGUGGGAUCUAGCUCACAAUACAAACAGAAGACUAAAAUGUAAGGAAAUAAGCUGUAAAUGAUAAAGGAGGCACUUCGAGAGGCCUUAGCUCUCCUAGGGUUAAAUUCACCACUUCAAAUCAUGCAUAAAAAACAAUGGCAGGGAAACACUCUCCUAUUUAAUCAAUCAGAUCUAGAUUUACUUUCUCUUCCCUCGCUGAAUAAGGAAACAUUCCUAUAAGGGAAUGAUUAGCUGUAUCCUUCUGCCCACGUUUCCUUUUAUAAAAUCUGUCAUAACUAUCAAUACCCCCCCUUCAAAAUUCUCCUUGACCUCAAGGAGGAAUCUGGGAAACUCUUUUCUCAUCUUGUCAGCUAGUUCCCAAGAGUUCUCAACACCUAGAAGUCCUUUCCGCGUGACUAACACUUCAACCUCCCCACUUGCAUUCCUUCUGGUAUCUAAUGCUUCUUCAGGUUCUGGUUUUAGCUGCCACUCUUCAUUCAAACUAGUUGGUAAAGGUUGAAAAUGAUUAUGUUUGCCAUAGACCCAAUUAAGCAAACCAUAGAUUGAAUAAGAUUUUCUCCAACAACAUUCACAAUCAACUUUAGCCUUAAACACAUUGAAUUUCCCGUGGUCCCAUGGUAUUAUCCUCACUGAUGAAUUUAAUAUCAUAGUUGCAAACAUCAAAGCUUUAGAGAUAAAAUAGCCCCUUUCCAUCUCAAGAAAUUGAAUAAGUGGAAUAACAACAACCUUGACAUCAUACUGUUGCAAUACCAUCUUCACAACCACCCAAAUUGAUUUCCUCGCAAUUGGAAUGUCUGCAUUGGCAUCAUAUUCACGCUGCUCUGUCACCAUCUCACCUGUGUUACUUUCAUUUGCAACCGCGGUCAUCAUUUUCAGCCUCAACUUUUUGACAUCUGAUGGCCCAUUAUACUUGUCAGUAAUCAGUAUAUCCAGUGGCGCCUCUUCUACAAAAUCAAGAAGCAUGAUAAAAUCAUAGACUGCAUCCUUUAUUGAGAAAAUGGUUAAAUGAAAAACAAAUGCUGCUGGUGCUAUGCCAUUUUCUCUGUUCUUGCUGUCCAUAGUUGGAUUUAAGAGCUUUUUCACCAACAUUGGUUGACCCCCAAUUUUAUCCAUGUCUUUAAGACUUGAAUUGAACUCAAGCAUGUUAUCACAGAUAAAAUAUUCAUAAUCAUGUCUACGUUCUGUUAUAUCAACUAGAACCACAUCUAACCCAUUAUGAAAGGCCUGUUGACAUGCUUUCUUUGCCACACCAACAAGAUCUUUGGCGUGACCUUUCUUUAAUACAUAUGUUUGAAAUAUAAUUGCAAGUGCCCAUAAUUGUUUAAUAGCUCCCGACUGAAUUGCAUCACAAGUAGAUAGUAUAACUUUGUUAUUGUGUUGUUUGAGCCAACAAUCAAUCCUAAUUAGAUUAGAAUUCCCCACUCCCAUAGAUACAACGACAGGUCUGCUUAGCUCCUUGGUAACAUUGAUAACCUUCAAUGUGCCAACAUAAUGAUUUGGAAUGAAAAUAUGAACACCUAUUUUUUUGCUUGCAUGCCAUGCAUACUCAGAUGUAAAUGCCCACUUGGCUAUUGCAUUUGUCAACAUCUGUAGCACCUCUAAUGCCUUGACAUCUUUAUAUUGCCACUGGGAAAUGACAUAUGUAGACAUCCUUAACACAUCUAACACUUUGACAUCUCUAAUCACUAUUAGUAGUGAACCAAGACCACAAGGAAGGUAAAGUAACCUUUCUUCUGUCCCUUGAAUUGGGAUAUGUGAAUUUCCCUUUUUCUGAACCCACAGGUUGUUAGUUUUGAAUUGGGCCAACUCUAUUAUUUUUGCUCCUGCCCAAUUGGUGAAUAUCUCAAAAAGCAAAACAUCAUUAACAUGGGUCUGGUUCAUUAGAUUAAAAGAUGUACCAAAUUCACAGAUUCCCCAUUUUGCCCCCAGUUUUUCUAAAAUUCCUCCCAAUAUAGAAAUUACCUUUUUUGCCCUUUGUCUUUCCAGAUUUUUCUCAACUGAAGUGAGAUUGAUCUGCUCGGUCGAUCUAGAGGUCAUCUUCGCCGGUGUUGCCUGUGGUGGUGGACUUAUCUCUGCUCCUGAAUCGGUGGUCGGUGACUGCGAUGAUGGUGGUAGCUUGGCCAACGGCCCAUUCCCCUGAACAUAAUUUUCCGGAUCGGGAGGUUUAGGUAGUGGAACUCGUUGUGGAAGGACCAUCACUGAUUGGUUGGAAUUCGACGGGUCUGGCUCUAGUAACUGUGUGUGCGCUACCGGUGCUUCAAUGAUUUGGAAGUUUCUGGACACCGGAGGUUUGGGCGGCGCAACUUGCCAUACUAGUGUCGUCGUAGAUCGAACGACGUUCAGCGGUGGUGUUCGAGACUGCAAAGCUGGUGUAGGUGCACAAUCGUUCUCCUCCGUCGUACAUAGCACCCUCAUCUUCUCUGUCACAACCUUCACCGCAGUUUCACAAACCUUCAAUUCUGUUUCUGGUUGAAACUCUAAUUUGUUGAGAUGAAUUCCUUCUUCAACGUCACAGAAACUCUGAUCAUUACCACCGUCAGUUUGCUGUGGUUGAGAUUGUGAGUCCCACGACCACGUGCUAUUAUCGGUCCAUUCCUCUUCUUCGUCAUAGUGGUGAACUCUUUCCCGUGGUCGCCCCCGACGACGGUUACAACGAUCCCGUUGUUUUAGGAUGAGCUCGCGAAUCUGCUCCACCGUGACUGGUGGCGGUCGUGAUUGUUGUUCCAAAACCAACUGACGAAGCUGCUCAACUGCAACUUCAGCUUUGCUCAUCCUUUGUUCUAACGCAUCAACACGUUUCUCUAUUCGGUGAUUGGAUUUUGGAUUGUAACCAAGGCUCUGAUACCAAUUGAUAGGACUCGAUCUCGAUUACGAUUAAACAUUGAUCAAUAAAAUAAAACAGUAGAAUAUAGUAGUGAAUAGAAAUUCUUAUUGCUGGAAAUAGCUAGAGUUCAUGUGGGAUCUAGCUCACAAUACAAACAGAAGACUAAAAUGUAAGGAAAUAAGCUGUAAAUGAUAAAGGAAGCACUUCGAGAUGCCUUAGCUCUCCUAGGGUAAAAUUCACCACUUCAAAUCAUGCAUAAAAAACAAUGGCAGGGAAACACUCUCCUAUUUAAUCAAUCAGAUCUAGAUUUAGUUUCUCUUCCCUAGCUGAAUAAGGAAACAUUCCUAUAAGGGAAUGAUUAGCUGUAUCCUUCUGCCCACGUUUCCUUUUAUAAAAUCUGUCAUAACUAUCAGAUUCACCUUCAGGUCAGCAUUAUUAUGGUUAGAAAAUUAUAGUUUUACUUUUAAGCGUCAAUUCAAUCAAAAAGCAGAACAACUUCAAUGAUGGAAGAGUGAUAAUAUUACUAAGCUGCUGUUUAGUUGGAAAGUACAUCAUCAUGACAUCAUCGAUAUUUAUUAGUAAUUUUAAUAAUGAAAUUUAAUUUGCAAGCUUUGGAA
Trifolium pratense (red clover) is the source of this 4743-nucleotide messenger RNA. RefSeq names its product polypyrimidine tract-binding protein homolog 1-like. The record is from RefSeq and is a predicted model, not a curated record. Gene Ontology annotation, biological process: regulation of RNA splicing. Lineage: Eukaryota; Viridiplantae; Streptophyta; Magnoliopsida; Fabales; Fabaceae. The coding region runs from base 280 to 1209 and encodes 309 amino acids. Gene Ontology annotation, cellular component: nucleus. The transcript has 9 exons. Gene Ontology annotation, molecular function: mRNA binding.